GCUGAAUCAAGUGAUCAUUUAAGUACAAGCAGCGAUGAGAAAUGUAUUUUUGCCAUUAAAAAUAAACUCACUAAAAUUUAGAUGAUAUUUGGGCAAAACCUAAAUCCCCUUGUACUUCUACAUUGCCAAAUACAACAAUUUCUGGUGAGGAGUCAGCAGAUUUUGUGUCAAAGAUUGAAUCGCAAUUGUCACAAUAUAAAGCCUGGCAGCGUGUUCCAGUUGAUAGUGAUUUAUUUUCAUGGUGGAGAGAUAAUGGGAAGUUCAUUCCUGAAAUGGCUAAAAUUGCUCAAAUGUUGCAUUGUAUUCCCGCAACUUCCAUUUGUUCUGAGAGGCUUUUCUCGAAAGCGGGACUUAUAUAUGCUAAUACUCUCAGGAAUAGGUUUUAUUUAUUUGUGAUUAAAAAAAUAAUAAUUUUAGAUUGUCAGGAAAAACUGUCAGGCAAAUACUCGUAGUAAAAGCUAACUUGGAUAAAGUACUUCUUGCGCCUUCAAAUAAUAUCGAAUCG
Molecule: messenger RNA, 505 nt
Organism: Meloidogyne enterolobii
Lineage: Eukaryota; Metazoa; Nematoda; Chromadorea; Rhabditida; Meloidogynidae
Source: the annotation of a GenBank genome assembly